UGUAUUUUAUUUCCAGCAGGUGGACACACAAGCAGGAAUAUUUCAGAAGGACAUCUAAUGUUAUCCCCGGAUUGUGACAUAAAAGAUAAUGACAGUAGACAGGAUUCUCCAGGAGAUAACCCCAUUACCCCAAUUAUACAUCCAGCUCUAUCAGCUGAUCCCUCUGAUCCUGGGAAAUGUUCUCCUAAUCACUCUGAUAUUGGAGCAUUUGUUACAGCUCUGAGAUUAGAUACAGUGUUUCCCUGUUCUAUAGAUGCCAAAUGUUUUACACAGAACACAAAGCUUAUUACCCAUCAUCCAGCUAAGGCAGGUGAGAGGCCACUGAUAUGUUCUGAGUGUGGGAAAUGUUUUACAAAGAAAUCAGCUCUUGUUACACAUCAGAGAAGUCACUCAGGUGAGAGGCCGUAUUCCUGUUCUGAGUGUGGGAAAUGUUUUACACAGAAAUCAUCUCUUGUUACACAUCAGAGAAGUCACACAGGUGAGACGCCGUGUUCCUGUUCUGAGUGUGGGAAAUGUUUUGCAUGGAAAUCAGAUCUUGUUACACAUCAGAGAAGUCACACAGGUGAGAAGCCAUUUUCAUGUUCUGAGUGUGGGAAAUGUUUCGCAUUUAAAUCAGUUCUUGUUAAACAUCAGAGAAGUCACACAGGUGAGAAGCCGUUUUCCUGUUCUGAGUGUGGGAAAUGUUUUGCAUGGAAAUCACAUCUUGUUACACAUCAGAGAAGUCAUACAGGUGAGAAGCCGUUUUCCUGUUCUGAGUGUGGGAAAUGUUUUACACAGAAAUCAGCUCUUGUUACACAUCAGAGACGUCACACAGGUGAGAGGCCGUUUUCCUGUUCUGAGUGUGGGAAAUGUUUCGCAUUUAAAUCAGUUCUUCUUACACAUCAGAGAAGUCAUACAGGUAAGAUGCCGUUUUCCUGUUCUGAGUGUGGGAAAUGUUUCGCAUUUAAAUCAGUUCUUGUUCCACAUCAGAGAAGUCACACAGGUGAGAAGCCGUAUUCCUGUUCUGAGUGUGGGAAAUGUUUUGUACGGAAAUCAGAUCUUGUCACACAUCAGAGAAGUCACACAGGUGAGAGGCCAUAUUCCUGUUCUGAGUGUGGGAAAUGUUUUGCACAGAAAUCAGCUCUUGUUCUACAUCAGAGAAGUCACACAGGUGUGAAGCCGUAUUCCUGUUCUGAGUGUGGGAAAUGUUUUGCACAGAAAUCAAAUCUUGUUACACAUCAGAGGAGUCACACAGGUGAGAGGCCACUGAUAUGUUCUGAGUGUGGGAAAUGUUUUGCAUGCAACUCAAAUCUUGCUACACAUCAGAGAAGUCACUCAGGUGAGAAUCCGUUUUCCUGUUCUGAGUGUGGGAAAUGUUUUGCAUUCAAAUCACAUUUUGUUACUCAUCAGCAUACUCACACAGGUGAGAAGCCGUAUUCCUGUUCUGAGUGUGGGAAAUGUUUUACACAGAAAUCAGCUCUUGUUACACAUCAGAGAAGUCACACAGGUGAGAAGCCGUAUUUCUGUUCUGAGUGUGGGAAAUGUUUCGCAGUUAAAUCAGAACUUGUUACACAUCAGAGAAGUCACACAGGUGAGAAGCCGUUUUCCUGUUCUGAGUGUGGGAAAUGUUUUACACAGAAAUCAGCUCUUGUUACACAUCAGAGAAGUCACACAGGUGAGAAGCCGUAUUCCUGUUCUGAGUGUGGCAAAUGUUUUGCACAGAAACCAAAUCUUGUUAGACAUCAGAGAAGUCACACAGGUGAGAAGCCGUAUUUCUGUUCUGAGUGUGGGAAAUGUUUUACACAGAAAUCAGCUCUUGUUACACAUCAGAGAAGUCACACAGGUGAGAAGCCAUUUUCCUGUUCUGAGUGUGGUAAAUGUUUUGCACAGAAAUCACAUUUUGUUAUUCAUCAGCAUACUCACACAGGUGAGAAGCCGUUUUCCUGUUCUGAGUGUGGGAAAUGUUUUGCAUGGAAAUCACAACUUGUUACACAUCAAGUCAUACACAAAGGUCAGAAGCCAUUUCCAUGUUCUGAGUGUGGGAAAUGUUUUACAGAGAAAUCACAUCUUGUUACACAUCAGAGACGUCACACAGGUGAGAACCUAUUACCAUGUUCUGAGUGUGGGAAAUGUUUUACACUGAAAUCACAUCUUGUUACACAUCAGCGAAAUCACACUGGUGAAAAGCCAUUUCCAUGUUCUGAGUGCGGGAAAUGUUUCACCCGGAAAUCACAACUUGUUAAACAUCAGCGAAGUCACACAGGUGAGACUCCAUUUCCAUGUUCUGAGUGUGGGAAAUGUUUUACAUACAAAUCACUUCUUGUAAUACAUAAGAGAAUACAUACAGGUGAGAAACCAUAUUCCUGUUCUGAGUGUGGGAAAUGUUUUACAUACAAAUCAACUCUUGAUGCACAUAAGAGAAGUCACACAGGUACAUCACCAUUUCCAUGUUCUGAGUGUGGGAAAUAUUUUGCACAGAAAUCACAACUUGCUAGACAUCAAAGAAUUCACACAGGUGAGAGGCCAUUUCCAUGUUCUGACUGUGGAAAAUGUUUUGUACAGAAAUCAGUUCUUGUUGCACAUCAGAGAAGUCACACAGGUGAGAAACCAUUUCCAUGUCUUGAGUGUGGGAAAUGUUUUGCACACAAAUCAGAUCUUGUUAGUCAUAACAGAAGUCACACAGCUGAGAAGCCAUUUCCAUGUCAUAAGUGUGGGAAAUGUUUUACACACAAAUCAGAUCUGGUUAGUCAUAACAAAAGUCACACAGGUGAGAAGGCAUUUUCUUGCUCUGAGUGUGGAAAAUAUUUUGCCCGGAAAUCAGACCUUGUUAGACAUCAGCGAAGUCACACAGGUGAGAAGCCAUUUUCUUGCUCUGAGUGUGGGAAAUGUUUUGCCCAGAAAUCAGAACUUGUUAGACAUCAGCGAAGUCACACAGGUGAGAGGCCAUUUCCAUGUCCUGAGUGUGGGAAAUGUUUUGCACACAAAUCAGAUCUUGUUAGACAUCAGCAAAGUCACACAGGUGAGAAGCCAUUUUUUUGCUCUGAGUGUGGGAAAUGUUUUACACAGAAAUCAUAUCUUGUUAUACAUCACAGAAGUCACACAGGUGAGAAGCCAUUUCCAUGUUCUGAGUGUGGGAAAUGUUUUGCAGACAACUCAGCUCUCGUUAUACAUCACAGAAAUCACACAGGUGAGAAGCCAUUUCAAUGUUCUGAGUGUGAGAAAUGUUUUACACAGAAAUCACAACUUGUUACACACCAGAGAAGACACACAGGUGAGAAGCCAUUUUAAUCUUCUGGAGUAUACUUAUCAUUGCCAUGUGUUGUUCUUCAAGGUUCUUAUCAUCUCUCCUAUACUUUUUGCAAUACACGUUACCAUAGUGUGAAAUAAUCAGGUGUCAUGCCCUCAUCUACCACUGCUAUGCAGAUGACCUGUCUUUUGCUCUGGGUACUGAGAACCCAGUACCAAUCCUAAAUGUCUAGCUGAGCUCCAGGUGUGGGUGAUGCCAGUUCGCUGUGACUCAGUCCUGGUGAAACAGGUCCUUAUGAUAGAAGCUCACCAACAAAGGGCAGGGCUACAGCUCAGCUUUGCUACCAGCCAGACUUACGCUUGGGGGUUCAGAAUUACAAAAUGCUGGUCAUGUGCAGAAUAUUAGUGUCCUGGAUGGUGGAGUGACACCAUUAGACAUCCGUUAUCAGACAGAAUCAGAUCCUCAUAUGUGGACCAUAGCCAGACUCCAGCACUUAAUUCUCUACCUGAUGUCGUACAUGCACUUGUAUCAUCUCAUAUAGACUACUGCAAUGUCAUCUACCUGGGUCUCCCAGCAGAAGAAUUGCACCAGUUGUAGCAUGUACAGAAUGCAGCAGCCAGGCUGUUACCUAACCAGCCCGUUCCUGCCUCAUAACACCCAUUCUCUGGUCCCUGCACCGGCUGCCUGUAAGAUGGUGACUGGGCCUAAUUCAGGUUGGAUCGCAGUGUGUGAUCCAAAUGGAAUUAUUCUGAAAAAGUUGCGGGCACAUCUGCUAUGCCCAUCCUGCGUAUGCGCCCGCAUUUUCUGCGGAGGGGCCACAGAAAAUGUGAUUGCCUGUCAGGCAGAGGCGGUCACGAGGGUUGGUGGGCAAUGCUCCAUUUCCAGGGAGGUGCGAAUCGGUGCGGGGGCAGUGUAGCGCGAACAGAGGGCAAAGGCGGACAAACGGACAUCAUCAUGGUGGCUUUGUGACAUCACAUGCAGCCGCUGUAUUCGAGAAGAAUGCGUCGGGCCUCCUGCGGGCGCAACUGAGAUGCAGCAGGAGGCUUCACUAACUUCUACGAUGAAGCAGAAAUUGUGAGGCAAUCGCAUUUUCUGCUUCAUCAGGGGGGAGGCGGCGGUCAGCAUGCUGGGUGGCCUUGCCCUGUGAUGGGCGGCCCCUAGCGCGCUAGGAAAAGGAUUGCUAAUUCUGCUAAUUAGUAGCAUCUGCAAUCCUUACUGAAUUAGACCCGCUUUUAAAUAAUCUUACUGACUCUUCCAGCCUUGCAUGACCACGGUACCAGAAGCAGCUUCUGCCUCCGUACUGCCCAAGCUUCUUCCAUCUGUUGAUGAAGGACUUAGCAGUACCAUAGAUUCCCAAGCAGUGCUUAGAUGUCGGGGAGACAGGGUGGGUGGGAGUAGUGCAGUAGCGGGGGCUGCUGUAGGCAGUGUC
Molecule: messenger RNA, 4655 nt
Organism: Pseudophryne corroboree (corroboree frog)
Lineage: Eukaryota; Metazoa; Chordata; Amphibia; Anura; Myobatrachidae
Product: zinc finger protein 585A-like
Exons: 4
Coding region: 58-3267 (1069 amino acids)
Biological process (GO): embryo development; regulation of transcription by RNA polymerase II; urogenital system development
Cellular component (GO): nucleus
Molecular function (GO): DNA-binding transcription factor activity, RNA polymerase II-specific; RNA polymerase II transcription regulatory region sequence-specific DNA binding
Source: RefSeq, a predicted model, not a curated record